GGUUGAACAUCGUGCUGGCCGGCAUGACGCCUCUCUAUUUCCACAUCGUCAACGUGUGUUUGCAUUGCGCCGUAACCUGCCUGCUCAUGCACACAUGUGAGCGCUACGCAUUGGAAGACUCGCGCCUGGCCUUCGUCACGGCACUCCUCUUUGCUGUGCACCCUGUCCACACCGAGGCUGUGUCUGGUAUCGUGGGCAGGGCUGACGUCUUGGCCUGUCUGCUGUUCUUACUGACGUUCCUCUCCUAUAUCAGGAGUGUGGGUGUGUGUGUCUCUGAAGACUGUCUGCCCUCCACGGUGUCAGUGGGGUGUCUGCUGGUCAGUUUGUUGCUGGGCACCUGCGCCAUGCUGGUCAAGGAGACGGGCAUCACCGUGUUCGGAGUGUGCGUGCUCUACGACGCCCUGGUGCUCUGCCGCAAGCCUCUCAUCUAG
This is a messenger RNA of Morone saxatilis (striped sea-bass), 431 nucleotides long. RefSeq names its product protein O-mannosyl-transferase TMTC1-like. Gene Ontology annotation, molecular function: mannosyltransferase activity. The transcript has 3 exons. Gene Ontology annotation, biological process: protein O-linked glycosylation via mannose. NCBI's taxonomy places the organism in Eukaryota, Metazoa, Chordata, Actinopteri, Moronidae. The coding region runs from base 24 to 431 and encodes 135 amino acids. The record is from RefSeq and is a predicted model, not a curated record.